Molecule: messenger RNA, 5358 nt
Organism: Paramecium tetraurelia
Lineage: Eukaryota; Ciliophora; Oligohymenophorea; Peniculida; Parameciidae
Exons: 2
Biological process (GO): protein deubiquitination
Cellular component (GO): cytosol; nucleus
Molecular function (GO): cysteine-type endopeptidase activity; cysteine-type deubiquitinase activity
Source: RefSeq, a predicted model, not a curated record
AUGAGUGUGUAUUUACAAUGCUUCCGUUGCACAGCUUUGGAGAAGAGGAUUUAUGGAUUGCAACAAUUUUGUGAUAAGAUCAAUACUGCCUAAUCCAACGAGUUUAUGAGUCAACAACAAUAUUAUAUUAAUGACGAAUGGUAUAAAAAUGACAAUGUGUUAAAAUACAUAGUGGACAAUCAAGUAUUCUAAGAGUUAUUUGGAGAAAAAGCUCACUUCGAAUUGAUGAAGAGAUCAUUCCCAAUCAUUCAAUUUCUGUACUUACAUCAAAAAUUAAGUAAAGAUGAAAUAUUGAGCAUACUCAGAUUAGGAAAAGGUAAGCAUGAAACAUGGGAUAAUAUGAUUUCAAAAUUGCUCACAGAUUUGGCAGAAAUCUUAUCACUAGAGGACGUUGAAACGCUGAUUCAAAAUAUAAAGUAGAGUUAGAUAGAUUAAAAUGGACUCAAUUUUAUUAAGAGUUUGGGGAGAAACAAAUAUUUGCGAUAGGAUUUAGAAAACUAGAAUAAUAGAAUGGGAAAUAACAAUAAUAAUGAUAAUUUUAUAAAAUAGAAUGAGAGAUCAAGUGGGAAAAGGAAGUAUGAAUAAUUCGAUACGGAUUAUAAAGAAAUAGAAUAAAAUAAAAAUGAAACCAUAGAGCAAUUUGAUAAUGACAGGGCUAUAUAAUUGAAAUCUCAAAUUGUCGAAUUCCUAUUAAACAUUGUUCACGAAUAACCAAGCACUGAAAUUGGUCAGUCAGCUUUCUAAAUAGCUAUCAAUUUAAUUUGUCAUCAAUUCAAAUCACUCAGAUAACAAUAUCUAUUGCACGGAUUUUCGAAUUUGAUUGCUUAAGAGCAACCAUUACCAGUCUGUAAUUACAUCACUGUGUUAUAAAAGAUCAUUUCAUCAUCUUAUCCGUUAGCUGAAUUUAAUAAUUCCAGGGAUGUCUUGAAAUGGAUCCAAGACAAAUACGAUAUUAAAUUGAACUUUUUAAAAGUAAUGGGAAGAGAAAAGUUGAAAUUGAUCAAAAGAGAAAGUAAGGAUUACUUAUAAACGAUUGAACAAUUUGUUAAAUUCUACGAAUUCCUUCAUUAAGAUUCAAAAAUCACAAGAGCUUAGUUGAUGAUCUUAUGGAAAUUGUUGGUAGAAAAUGCAAGAUGUAUAGAGGAGAAGGAUCUAUUUUUUAAUUGGGUUGGAGAUGUCAAUAAGAAGUUCUUGGAUCAAGAGGCCAUAGAGUUAUUGUUCAUAUCCACCAUUAAAAGCUCCUCCCUAAGUCAGUAAAUGUUGUAAUGCUUGACUAAUCUAAUUCUAUAUUUCAAUGUCUAAUAUAAGGUAAUGAAGUUGCAGUAUGAUCAAUAUACAAUUGUGGAUGCAGACAUUAUUGGAUUGCAAGUACUAUGGAAGAUCUUCAAGUAGCAAGUGUAAUUGGGACCUUAAUUGUAGCAAUUCUUCAUUAAGCUCUUGCGAUUCAAAUAGCAACAGACAAUCCUAAAUUAAUUAAAAUAACAAUACUUAGUUUAACUGUUCAAUUAAAUUAAUAAUCCUAAUUCUCUAUCAUUGAUAGUCAAAUUAUUAGAAGAAUUUGAAGGAUACUAAUUAAUAGAAUAAGGGGAAAAGGUGUUUGUGACGAUUGAUAAUAAAUGCAUGGAUGCCAUGCCUCCAAAGAGAUAAGAUAUUCAAUUAUUGAGUGGAUUGCCAGUAUUAUAAGCAAAACAAAUAAUAGGAUAGAAAUUGAAUCCAUCUUUGAAGCCAGAUGAAUUCGAUAUUUUCUGUAGAGGAACUCUAUUUGAUGAUAAUAAAACACUCAAAGAUUAUAAGGUAAAUUAGAAACUGACUUUUGUAAUAUCAAAAAGAGAGAACUUGGCAGAUGAGAUUAAUGCUUAUAAUAAUACUACCAAUCAGAUCUCUAAUGAAUACGUGCCAAACGAUUCAGAUGAGAGAGUCUAAGAGAUUAUCAAUAUAGUGUAAAUACAAGACAGAGAUUUCAUAAUUUCUGUGUUGAAGGAAAAGAAUUGGCAAGUAGAUAAUGCUAUAUGCGAUAUUUUGGAUCGUGGAGAACAAUUGCUUUAGGAAUACUAAUAAAAGAAUCCACAGGUUAAGAAACAGUAAAAGGCUGUGAUGAAACAACAAACCGAUGAGAUCUCAUUUGCUUCAUUAAUCUCAAAUAAUUACAUCAAUUAGUUAUUCAUACUACUUAAUGAAGGGAACCAUGAAUAGAGUACUAAGGUUUGGUCUAUCCUAUAAAUGAUACCCAGGAAUAAGGAAGUGUACGAGUUGAUUGAGUAGUCGUAAACUGAUUGGUGUAAUCUCCUCAUGGUAGAUAACAAAUACAAAUUGUAAUAUCACUUGUAAAUUCUAAAGGAAUAAUUGUAAUGUGACUACAUUGAAGAUCAAGAUGAAUAUGAAAAGAGAAAAGCAUUACGAGAAAACUUCCUCUUUUAAGGUGGCCUAAAAUUACUGUUGAUCCAAUUGGACAAUCCAAUUGAAAUAUUGACAAUCAUUCUAGAUAUCUUCUAAAUCUACUUCUUGGCUUAUUCAAUGAGUAGAUUGAGGAUGAUGAAUUAGAAUGAGUUCUUACAACUCUUAAGAUUAAAACAGGCUGUCUAAUAGAAGGACGAAGAUCCUAAAUUAUGCAGUCUAUUGAGUAUAUAACUAUAGAAGUAAGAGAAACCCAACAUACAAGGAUACGACGAGGCUUAACUUCUCUAAUAAGUGUUCUUUAAUUCGGAAUUGGAAGUAGAAUGGAAUGUAUUGUUGGAAUCUCUGACCCAAAGAAUUGGAGUUGAAUAGAUAUACACAAACAUUCUAUGCAUCUUGUAUAUGAAACCUGAAUUACUUAAACUUGAAUUGCCCAUCAACAGGUUGGUAGAAUUGCUAAAUAGUGCAAAUGAGGAACAACGAAAAUUGACAGCCUAUUUCAUACUGACGCUUCAAGAUAUUGGAAAGAGAAAUGGAGUGAAUCUCAGCAAUGACAUACUGAAGGCCUUAAUCAAGGGAGAAACAUAGUAUGAUGAAUUAUACCUGGUGAUUGCCGGAUUGAUUGGUUAGGUGAAUGAUCUGACAUUCUUUGACACUCAUCAAUUGGCUUAAUAGAUAAUAUCAUUGAUUUUAAAUAGGCAAAUUAUGGAGUAAAGAUUUACUGAAAAUGAAGAUAAGCUAUUGCAAGGCAAUUUGCUAUUGUUGACUUCCUUGUUGCAGGUUGACAAAAACAUUAAGGUAGACAUUCAAUUCACAAAAUUCUUAUACAAAUGUCUAUUUGAGAUGAAUAAUGAUUAUUACAUUUACCCUGUUUAUAAACGCAAACUAACGAGAAAGAGAGUAUUCCAAUUGUUAUUGGAAUUGUGUAAAGAUGAGAAUCAUCUACACGAGAUGUUACCUCUGAUUCAAAACCAUCAUUAAUUGAAAUUCGAUGUCAAUGAGGUCGAUAUGGACUUGGGAGUCAAGGGUUCACAUGGUUUUGUUGGAUUACGUAAUUUGGGAGCUACUUGUUAUAUCAAUUCUCUGCUACAAUAAUUCUAUAUGAAUAUCCCCUUGCGUAAAGGCAUCUUGAAUGGGCAGAUCAUGAUCACUGAAAUGAAGGCUCCUCUCAUCUUCGAUAACAUCAAUGCUGUUGAUUCACCAAUUUUGCAACGUAAAAUGGCAGAUCAUACUUUACACUAAUUGUAGUUAGUAUUCAUUCAACUCCAAGAAUCUGUGAAGCAGUACAUCAAUCCUCAUUAAUUGAUUAAAACAUUGAAGGGAUAUGAUGGCGAAGUCAUUAAUGUCGUAAUUUAAUAGGAUUGCAAUGAAUUUUUUAAUUUAAUCACUGAUAAAUUGGAAUAGGACUAGAAAUUCACUAAUUAAUCCAAUUUAAUACAUUAAAUUUUAGGUGGUACAUUAGUUAAUGAAAUCAAAUCAUUAGAACCUGAGUAUGAUUUUAGGAGAGAAAAUGAAGAACCCUUCUUGACUGUCUCUGUUGACAUCAAACAUAAGAAGUGUCUUGAAGAAGCAUUAGAUUUGUUUGUCAAGGGGGAUGUUCUUGAUAGAGAAAAUAAGUAUUUUUGUGAAGAAGUGUAAAGAAAGAUUGAUGUCUAAAAGAGAUAAUACUUUAAAAAACUCCCCAAUACUUUCAUCUUCCAUUUAAAGCGAUUUGAAUUUGAUUACAAUACAAUGUUGAGGAUUAAGAUCAACGAUUACUUUGAAUUCCCUCAGAAGAUCAAUAUGUUUAAGUGGACACGAGAUCAUAUAGUAGAGAAUAUGGAAGUUGAAGAUUAGAGUGAUUCCAUGUACAUUCUCAAAGGAGUGUUGGUGCAUGUUGGGAGUGCAGAAGGUGGACAUUAUUACUCGUAUAUUCGAGAUGUUGAUAAGUGGUAUGAAUUCAAUGAUAAGGUGAUUUGUCCAUUUUAGAUUGAGAACCUCAAAACUGAAUGUUUUGGAGGAGCCAACAACAACCUUUCAGAAUGGGGAAUGAGUAACAGUAAGAAUGCAUACAUCUUAUUCUACGAGAAGGUCAAGCAUAAUAUUCCAGAACAGUUCUAUUUAAAAGGUAGCAAUGAGGAAAUAUUGAUUCAACACGUAAUUAGUGAGAAUACUGAGUAUUUGAAGAGUCAAUUGUUUUGUGUUCAGGAUUACUUGAAAUUCAUCUAAACAUUUGCAUCGACAAUGUAGAUCAAAACUCCCUAUUAAGUGACUCACUAAUUAUCGAAGGAAAGCAAUUUGAGUGAAUUAGACAAUCUUCCAUCAUUAAGAAUGAUUAAAUUGCUAACUUUCUUCACUUAUGAAGUCUUACUUCGAAACAAGGACUAAUAGAUGUUUUAAUAUAAUAUGUAGGUCUUGAGUGACUUGUACAAAUAAGAACCAGCUGCUAAUUUCUGGUUUUUAGAUCUUUUAAGAAAUCACAAAUUGCUGAUCAUUGACUUAUUGAUCGAAUCUUCAUAUUCAGAUGUCAGAAAUGCGUUUGCACAAUUGAUUAUUCAAUCGAUCACCAUAAUCGUCGAAUAUGAACAACACUACUUAUUUGAAGAUUCGUGCAUAGGUCGAUUCCUUCAGUUCUACAUAUAAUCACUUUUAAAGGUGGUGAAGAGUACUCUCAGGAGAGGAACAGAGUACUUCACAGUAAUAAAGAAUAUUUUAACCAACAACCAGCUCUUGGUGAAGCACUUUUAUUAGUAAGAAUACUUCAAAUAGGUUUAUUAAUUAUUACAAGAAACAGUGACAGAAGCACAUGUAUAUACAUCAUUUAAAUUACAGUCAUUGUAAACUAACAACACCGAUUAGCCAUUGAUGGUGAUCUGUGAUAUAAUUACUAAAGUGAUAAUUAGUUGUAGGACCUAGAGUAUGAUUGAAUUGAAUGAGGAUGCUCCGACUUACCAAUUCAAAGGACAGAAGGAAAUUGAUUAUUGA